AUGACCUCAAAAUUUUAUGAUCAUAAACCAUUGGACAGUGAUGGCAAUGUUUAUUCAUUUGAAGAACAUUUAAAGGGUAAAGUUGUAUUGAUAGUCAACGUUGCAUCGAAGUGUGGUUUCACUCCACAGUAUAAAGAUUUAGAAAAUCUGUACAGAGAAUAUCACGAAAAGGGAUUUGUGAUUCUAGCAUUCCCAUGUAAUCAGUUUGGCCAUCAAGAACCUGGUACUGAUGAAGAAAUUGGUAGGUUCUGUGCAUUAAAUUUUGGUGUUUCAUUCCCAAUCAUGAAGAAGAUUGAUGUUAAUGGUGUCAACACUGAUCCAGUCUAUGAAUAUUUAAAAAAUGAGAAAGUUGGUAGUCUAGGAUUGAAAGGUGUUAAAUGGAAUUUUGAAAAAUUCUUGGUUGACAGAAAUGGUACUGUCACUAACCGUUUCUCAUCAUUAGUUGGUCCAACAAGUAUUGAACAAAAUAUUAUAGAAUUAUUAAAGGAAUAA
This is a messenger RNA of Vanderwaltozyma polyspora DSM 70294, 492 nucleotides long. Its product is annotated as glutathione peroxidase. The record is from RefSeq and is a predicted model, not a curated record. Lineage: Eukaryota; Fungi; Ascomycota; Saccharomycetes; Saccharomycetales; Saccharomycetaceae. Bases 1 to 492 code for a protein of 163 amino acids. Gene Ontology annotation, molecular function: glutathione peroxidase activity. The transcript has a single exon. Gene Ontology annotation, biological process: response to oxidative stress.